AUGGGAGGGACAUCUAUUGGAUCAGAGUCUCCGCGCCAGGAGACCGGACGAUUUUUUGAGGCAGAGAUACAUACCCGCGUAGUUCAUCACUUGCGUGUUACAGGCUUCCUUAGGAUUUUUGAGAUUGGGCGGCUGCAGCUCAACUGGUCUCUCAUCACGGCGUUGGUAGAGCAGUGGCGACCGAAAACGCACUCUUUUCACCUUCCCACUGAAGAGGUCAUCAUCACGCUUCAGGAUGUUCAAGUUUUAUAUGGGCUGCAUGUUGAUGGACUGGGUGUUGCACUGCCCCAGUAUAUGAGAGCUAUGAUGCGUGCCCAAUAUUUGGAUUUGCUGGGGCAGUAUACUGGUUUCAGGCCACAGGGUGAGGCUGCAGUUAGAGGGGGUAGUCGCAUUUCUGUGACAGCUACCAGAGAGUAUAUGGAGGUAUUGCACCCCGACAUUACCGGCGAGACAGAGGAUCUCCAUAUUCACCGGUACACUAGGUUGGCGUUGUUUCUUCUUUUUGGGGGUGUCUUGUUCCCGAACACUUCAGGAAAUCUAGUGAGUAUGUACUUUCUACAUCAUCUCCAGCAGCUAGAUGAGUUACCCCAGUACAACUGGGGUGUUGUUGUUCUCGCUUACCUGUACAGGAGUAUGUGUCGGGCUAGCAUGGGCACCCAGGUGGACACAUGUGGUUUUCUACCGCUUCUACAAGUGACAACAUAUCUGAAUACUCUGUUCAUUACUUCGAAUUCUAUAUAG
Molecule: messenger RNA, 741 nt
Organism: Nicotiana tabacum (common tobacco)
Lineage: Eukaryota; Viridiplantae; Streptophyta; Magnoliopsida; Solanales; Solanaceae
Source: RefSeq, a predicted model, not a curated record